Messenger RNA from Girardinichthys multiradiatus, 7076 nucleotides. Its product is annotated as hyaluronan and proteoglycan link protein 1-like. Gene Ontology annotation, molecular function: hyaluronic acid binding. Lineage: Eukaryota; Metazoa; Chordata; Actinopteri; Cyprinodontiformes; Goodeidae. The transcript has 6 exons. Gene Ontology annotation, biological process: cell adhesion. The record is from RefSeq and is a predicted model, not a curated record. The coding region runs from base 313 to 1374 and encodes 353 amino acids.
UCCACCUCAGAGUGCGUGGAUUUCCACGGCGGAAAUCAAAGUGAGGACCGUGCUGGUGUCAUUACCUGGACGCGCAGCACAAGCGCCUCGACACACACACAAACAUCAGGAGGAGCGCGCGCGCCUGUGCCAUCACACAGAGGAGCCGCAAUUGGACAGGAAACAUCCGCACCGCCUGAUUUUCCUGCCCUCACCGGGCGCAGUCGUUUUGCGCCUCAGUGUUUCUUCGGACCGCCGGAGAGGGUUGACCUGAACCGCAUCACAGCGCAGAAAACCAGGUGAAUGAUCGGACCCCAACUGUGUUGAGUGAAGAUGAUUCCCUUGCUGAUCUAUGCUUUGGUCUCCCUGAGUGUUGCAGAAACUAAUUUAGACAUUCUGUACCCCAAGUUGGAGCACUCCAGAACCAUCUAUGUCAUAGAAAAUGGGCCAAAACUGAAUGUGAUGGCUGAACAAGGCAAGGUAGUGACAAGGCGAGGCGGAAAUGUGACUCUACCAUGCAAGAUCCAAAGGGACCAGCAACUGCCACCCAAUAACAAGAUGAGGAUCAAGUGGACUAAACUGACUUCAGACUAUCUGAGAGAGGUGGAUGUGUUUGUUGCUAUGGGUUAUCAUAAGAGAAGUUACGGGAGUUUCCACGGACGUGUCCACCUACAAGGCUCCUCUCUGAUGGAUGCUUCCCUGGUGAUGACCGAUAUCACAUUAGACGAUUAUGGGAGAUACAAAUGUGAAGUGAUUGAUGGUCUGGAGGAUGAUACAGUGGUGGUGUCCCUGGAUCUUGAAGGUGUUGUUUUCCCCUACUUUCCCCGCCUGGGCCGCUACAACCUUAAUUUUUAUUAUGCUGAGCAGGCAUGUCGAGACCAGGAUGCUGUCGUUGCCUCUUUUGACCAGCUGCAUGACGCAUGGCGAGGAGGGAUGGACUGGUGCAACGCGGGUUGGCUGAGUGAUGGUUCAGUCCAGUACCCCAUUACCACCCCCAGAGAACCCUGCGGAGGGAAGAACACAGUGCCAGGCAUUCGCAACUAUGGCCUGAGAGACAAAGACAAGAGUCACUAUGAUGUGUUCUGCUUCACAUCCUUCCACAAAGGUGAUUUCUACUACCUGAUCCAUCCAUCUAAGCUUACCUACGAUGAGGCUGUGAGGGCUUGUCAAAAAGAUGGCGCUCAGAUCGCUAAAGUUGGCCAAAUGUUUGCUGCCUGGAAGCUGAAUAAGUACGACCGCUGUGAUGCUGGCUGGUUGGCGGAUGCCAGCGUCCGUUAUCCCAUCAACCAUCCAAGACGACGCUGCAGUCCCACAGAGGCUGCUGUGAGGUUCAAUGGCUUCCCUGACAAGAAGCACAAGCUGUACGGAGUGUACUGCUAUAAGGAAAACAUCUAGGCUGUGAAGGCUAUACCUACAUACAGUUCACAAGCAUGCACAGACAUAAAUGUUAAGGAACACUCUCAAGGAAUUAAAAUACAUAGAAAAGAGAAUUCUAAGGUAUGGACGGGUACAAGUUUUAAUACGUUGCAUCAUUAAUUGGGACCUUAAAAUCCGUUUUACACAUAUAUAAGACAUUAUUUAAUCAAUGCCAGUAACAGGUUGGGUGGAUUGAUGUAUGUGGAUGAGAUUUAGAAAUACAAUAGCUAAUGCAAUACAAGAAUGAAAGAAUGAAAACAAACAUGCCAAGAAAACUAAGAAUAACAAAAUGUGUCAUGGUUGGACCACAACUUUGGGCCCUUUUUUUGUUUUUGGUCACAAAAUGAAACAUCAAAAUAAAGGCCAGAUAAAAGCUCGACCUCUGUGAAGCUUGUUAGACAGGACUAGUUAGCAAAGCUGAACCAGUCUUUACUGUCACCUCACAACCAGGUGCUAUAACUGGUACUUUGUACUGCAUCAUACCGUCCAGUAUUUCACGUUUUUGUACAAAUGCGUUGGACCAAAAUUAAGUUUCGCCAACAAAAAAGAAAUAGGAACAUCUAGCGGUUUGCAACAUAUUUUCUAAGUAUGUAGAAUGUGAUAAUCUUAGAAAUGUAUUUGUGUUAAUAUUUUUUAUAUACUGUAGAAGUGUUUAUUUUUGUCUCUCUGGUCAAUGUCUUCUUGGUUUAUAUAAAACAUACUCCAACAUUAGCAGGGUUGGGGAGGAAGGAGGUCCAUGCACUGAACAUAUAACAUGAGCGCAUUCAGGCUAGUAGACGAAAUAAAACAGCAGUUUUCCGUUAGCAAUCUUACAAAAUGUUUGGCAUGAAUAAAAACCAGUAUUGCUAGUAUUGCUCGGGUCACUUAAGGAGUGAUGCCGGAAUUUGUGGCUGUUUCUGCAGUGUUUGGCUUCAGAGCAUGUCUAGUCUACAUCAAGCACACAGCAAGGCAGUUUUGACAAGAUCUACUCUCACCAUCUUGUCAAUGCCUCAAUAAACUCUUAUUAUUGAUACAGUUACUGGAUUAAAGUUGAAGGAGCUUAAGUUGAAGAUUCUUAAAUUUCUUACAUUUUCAGGAUCACCAAAGAAACCUAAAAGUGUGAACAAAAGUCUGGAAAAGUAUUUUCCCCCUUACAGUUUUGUUCUGUUUCUCACUAUUAAAAUGAUUCAGAUCAUCAAAUAAAUUUAAAUUUCAGACAAAAAUGACCUAAGUAAUUCCAAAAUGCAGCUUUCAAAUUGUGAUUUCAUUUAUUAAGGUAAAAAGUUAUCCAUCAACCUGAGAGCAUGUGUAAAAGUAAUUGCCCUCCUUGUUAACUGAUGAAUUAACCAUGCUUAACCAUAUUUUUCUCGAAAUGCACACCCAGAUAUAAUUUCUGCCAGACCUGUAGAAUCAAGAAAUUUCUUCAACAGAACAUUUUGAAGGGGCCUAGUCAAAGUGUGGACUUAAAUCUGAUUAAAAUGUUUUGGUAUGACCUGAAGCAUGCUUGAAAAACUAAUUUACAGUUAUCACAAGAACUAUUAGGAUCAGAGGGCAAUUAAUUUUUGACAUGGGACAGGUUGGUUCGAAAAGCCUUUUCCCUUGAUAAAUAAAAUAUUAGAAAAUUUGUAUUUGAAUUUCUGCAGGUCACUCUGAUAUUAAAAUGUAUUCAAUGAUUUGAAAAAUGAAGUGUGACAUAGGGGAUUAAAACAUUUUGGUAAAUGUUAAAGUUUAAUGAAAAUAAACCUUUGAGAAGCACAAAAUUACUGGUUUUAGCAACACUAAUCCAGAGAAGCUAACAAUGACUUUUGUGAAUGCAAACAUAAUUAAUAUGUACUAACAACCCAAUUAUCAUAAUCAUCAUUGGAAUUCCAAGUGAUAAACUAUAUUGUUUAGAGUUGCUGGGCAACACAACAACAGGAACAAGUCAUUAAACAAAAGAAGAUGCCACAAGCUAAAAGUGAUGUUUCUAGACCACAUUUAACAGUGGGGCUUGGGUGGAGACAGUGUUUUCUCAUGAAGGCGCAGAAAAAAAAAAAAGGAAACAAAAACGUUGUUUAAAUGUUAAGUGAGCCACAGAGCCACAGGUUAAAGACCCCUGAUCUAACAGAUGAAAACUGGGACCCUAUCUCAUUAUGGCUGAAGCUAAAAGCGCAACAACUUAAUUUUUAACUCAAUUAAUUGUUAAAGUAAAACUGUACAGGUAGAAAAUGAAAUUGAUCAAAGGGACCAAUCAGUUAAGGGCACUGGCCCCCGUUGGCCCAUGUCUAGAACCACCCAUUAAAGCUAACAUAGCAAAUAACACGACUAACAUAGCUAAUAGCUAAUGUAGCAUUUGUAAACGUGUGGUGUGGACCCAAACGUAGAAAUUAGUUAGGCUACAGGCAGAAAAACAAUGAAAUUAUAGGACUUUUUCACAACAAAAUGUCCCCAACUUACAGGACGUAGAAUACAGGAAACUAGGAAAUAGAAAAAUGUGUUGAAUUGUGGCAGGAGCCAUAGCUGGGGAUAAUCUGACAAAGGAUUGACCAAGUGAGGUUAGUAUGCUGGAACAGAGAGUACUGGACAAAGGACAGGUGGUUGAUUAACAACAAGCAUCAGCUGUGGUGGAAGCAGAAUGGAGAGGACUGAGAAAAAACAUUGUCAGGAAUGACUGAUAGACAAACACAAAAGGAAACAAAAGGAAACAGUAAUUAAACAGAACCAGACUCAGCAGAGAGAUUAACAAAUAGAAAUUCCAAGAAUGUACCGAACAAAACCACAGGAACCUUAAAAACCCAAAACCGGAUUAAUAAAAGCAAACCAAAAUCCUGAGUAAAUUAACUGUGCAUAUGAGGGUAUAUGAUCAAUAUAACUUUCAGACAGUUCUCUGCAUCAAGGUUUUUGGCUACAUUUGAUAAUGUUUAGAUUUACUUUAGUCACUUUUAAGCUAUGUUCAUUGUGUUAUCUGAGGAUUGAAGAAUUAAACACUGAAAUACAUAAACCAAAUAAGGUGAUUCAUUAAAUCUAAUUUAACUUUUAUUUGAUGCAAAAACAGAAUAAUUUCAUCUGUUUUUUGGUGGUCUUAACAAAGGGAAACUGUCCAACAUGUGUUUAAGAUGUAUUUUUUUAUAUAUUCUGGUUUCCACUGUAAUCAACUGUUUAGUUAACAAUAAAAUCAAAAUCUGUGCUGAAAGUGUGUGCAGCCUAGUCCCUGGAUACCAGGUGAAAAUAAAAAUUACCGGAUGAAAUUAAAGAGGAAACGCUUGGUGACAAAAUGUUGCAAUGAUGCAUAAACAGCUGAGGUCAUAUAUUGCAUAAAGCCAAGACCUGAGUGAGUGAUUGAGGCAGAUUUCCUGGCUUCUGAAACGCGAUCUAAGCUCUCCAAGACCCAGUUGAAAGUGACACUUAGUCUCCUUGCUUGCUGAUCAAACACUGUGGGCCAGUAGCCAACCUGUACCAGCCUACUGCAUUAGAAAUAAAUCCUUUUACAAUAUCAGUAAUUUUUGCUCUGAGGCAGUAGGGUUUCUUCCAUGUAAGGACAUUUUGCAGUCACAGGUGCAUCCUGGCAGAGAUAUGGGUUUAGAUCACCAAGCAGUGUAGUGCUACUUUUUCACUGAAUAAUGAACCUGCUAUGUUUAUUACUGAGGAACUGCUGCAUAGCCUCAUAAAAAUAGCACCUUUUACUUACUAAUCAUGGAAAGUGUAAGUAUGUAAAAAUCUCUGAAGGAAACACUUGUGCAUUACUGGUCUGCAGUUAUAUCACAAUACACUACCAAUGAUCUGAUUUAUUUUAGCUGCAUAGAUAAAAAAAAAACAAUGUAACACAAAACAAUUCACCAAAGAAUGAUUUAAUUCAAUUCACUUUGAUGUGAUAAGACAGUUAACUGUCUAGAUUGUAAUAAUUUUCUUAAAGUAAAAGUUUCAAUUCAGCAAAACUUCCAAAACAGUAAAUCAGUAAAGUCCUCCAGGCUCCGUCACUCUCUAAGUUACCUACUAGUUGCCACCUAUUAGCACACACCACCAGUUAGACGAUUGCACAGAAGGACCAAACCUCUCAGUCUGCUCUACUGUCUGCUCAACCGCAAAGCCUGCAAAGUAAAUUUCGUCAUCCGUACUAGAGUCUUCUAGAGGACUGCAUGCAGGCCAGAUUUGUAUGAUGCAAACAAAGAUAGUAAUAAUCUCAGUCACAGGGUCUGCACCAAAACCAAAGUAGACAGAUGUGGUUUGUUGGAAAUACAGUGAGGAGAGAUCUGCUGUUUUCCCAGUGUGAAUAAUUAAUCUCUCAGGGACAACAACGAUCCAUAAUCUCCAUUGAUAAUCUUGGGAAUAAUUGAUUUUAUUUGUUUCUUCUAUUACUCUGAGUAGACAGUAUGUAAACCAGUGCAUAAGAGACUGUACAUCUCUGAAAGAAAUGCACUGGUUCAACUGGGUUAUAAUUUGUAUGAACAGAGAGACAUGCUUGUUCAUCAGGUCUAAGCAUCUCAUGUUCACAGAUGUGAAGAGGUAUGUCAAGAUCUUGACAAAUGCCAGUUGUUGGCAAAUUGAUGGUAAUAUUGACAAUAAGAGUCCGUGGUGACCUUUACUCACUGUCUUGACUGACUGUCGGUUACUUAGACAACUGCCUGAUAACCACUAUUACUCUUGUCCUGAUACCACCUCUUCUGCCCUCUGGUGCUUGUUCUAAACAUGGUAACUCCUUGCUAAUCAAAUAUGUUACAUACCCAUCUCCUGUCUGCAAGCUUUCUAAACUACGUCCAAGUUGGAUCAUUACUGAUCCCUGCCUAACUGUUUUUGUUUUUAAGACCUAAAGAAAGAAAUAUACUAAAAUGCAUCAUAAACAUUGACAACUUCUCUGUGUGCCCAUUAUCACUAAGGAGGAUGACAACUAAUGAGGCAGAGAGGGAAAUUAAAAAGAGGAAAAAAAGCUGAUGUUGUCCAGAGUUAGGCUAUAUUUGACUUUAGACUGGGCAUUCGCACAUAUAUAGUUCCUGAGUAAUUCAGUAAUCCAUCAUGUGUGUUUCCAUAGGGAGGGGUCAGACUAACUCAAAACACAGAGCCAGUUCAUGGUGUUGCUUACAGUUGGUUCUAAAACGAACUGUAAGGAACACCAUAUGUGCAAAUUAGAAUUGUCUGUAACAUUUCCACUAGAACUGAAUGGAGGCAGUAAAUAAAAUGAAAUUAGUUAUUCUGUUUCACAUAAUGUGUGCGAAAGAAAUCACUCAAAAUAGCACACGUUGUCAGAUUUAUUUACAUGAGGUUUAGUAAAGUUUGACAAACAAAAACACACAACAAUUUUCAGCUGUUCAACAUGAAUCAUAUUUUCUAGACAGAACUUUCAGACAGUAGCAGCUCCUCUGUGGUAGAGUUUGCUGUAGAAAAUUACUGAGCCAGAUGAUCUUACAUAAACCGCCGGUCUAACAUGAGUUUUAUGAAGUCUUGUCAAGUAUUUUCAUCACCUGAGUGUGUUGGUUUUUAAUAACCUGGUUCUCGGUCUGUAAGAUUGUAGGAAAUAGCACAGCAAAAAUAAAGAUUACACCAACACAAUUCCAGAUUACACCAUUUUCUUAUUUCCUUUUCUCUUAAGCAUUGGAAUAAUAUAUAUUGUUGUCAUCUGUAAAUGUUUUUUUUUCUCUUGUUUUAGCUUGUUUUUCUUUGAUUUUCUUGUUAAUGUUUGGCACCGUAAUUUUGUAUCACACAAUAAAAAGAUAACUUUAAGACAUGAA